Aspergillus nomiae NRRL 13137 is the source of this 689-nucleotide messenger RNA. Its product is annotated as DsbA family protein. Lineage: Eukaryota; Fungi; Ascomycota; Eurotiomycetes; Eurotiales; Aspergillaceae. Bases 63 to 689 code for a protein of 208 amino acids. The record is from RefSeq and is a predicted model, not a curated record. The transcript has 5 exons.
AAAACAACUCAGAAUCAGAGAGCACCUAACCUUAUCUCUUUUUCUUUUGCAUACUAUCACUAAUGGCUCUUCCCCCAAAAUUUUCAGGUCAAAGAUUGCGGGCUGGUACUGAUCAACACCCGCAACACACGCUUGAACUCUAUCUUGACUAUGCAUGUCCUUUCUCCGCAAAAAUGUUCGAUACGUUCUACAACUCAGUCAGGCCUACACUUGAAAGUCAAUACCGGGGCAAACUGCAGGUCAUUUUUCGUCAACAUAUCCAACCCUGGCACCCAUCAUCAACAUUAACGCAUGAAGCGGGCGCGGCUAUUCUGAGAGUAGCCCCGGAGAAAUUCUGGGAAUUCAGUGCCGCUUUAUUCAAACAACAGAAAGAUUUCUUUGAUGUCAGUGUGGUUAACGAAACACGCAAUAGAACAUAUGAAAGACUGGCAAAGAUUGCCGGACUUGUGGGGGUGGAGGAGCGAGAAGUGCUCAAGCUUUUGACCGUUAGCGACAGAGCUAGUGAUGGCGGGGAACUGAACAUCGGCAACGAUGUCACCGAUGAUAUCAAGAAAAUGGUCAAAGCAGACCGUGCUGUAGGAGUCCAUGUUUCUCCGACCGUAUACUUCAAUGGUAUCGAAGAACCGGGGAUCAGUAGCAGUUUUACUGCUACCCAGUGGGGGCAAUGGUUGGCCAAGAACGUGAUCUGA